AUGUCCUCCGAACAUCAAGACGUCGAAUCCAAGUAUCAAGUUGCCCACUCUACUCCUCCACCUGUAGCAGCUGCACCUACAAUUGCUAAUCCGGGCCCUUUGGGUCUCUGUGGUUUCGCUUUGACCACAUUUGUAUUAUCACUUCAUAAUGCUGGUGCAGGUGUUCCUGCCACAGGCCCUCAUGGCGUUGUUACUGGUCUUGCUUUCUUUUAUGGUGGUCUUGUUCAGCUUUUGGCUGGUAUGUGGGAAUUUAAGACAGGAAACACAUUUGGUGCAACUGCAUUCUCUAGUUAUGGUGGCUUCUGGCUCUCAUUUGGUUUGAUUUUUAUUCCUGGUGCCAACAUUACCGGUAGUUAUGGUACUGACAAAGCUCUUUUGGAAAAAUCGCUUGGCUAUUAUCUCUUAGGUUGGACUAUUUUUACUGGUAUCAUGUUGAUCGCUUCGCAUCGCUCUAAUAUUGGUCUUAUUUCUCUCUUCUUUUUCUUGUUCAUCACAUUCAUCAUGCUGACUGCUGGUAAAUUAAAUGAAUCUGUUCCUUGCCAGGUUGCUGGUGGUGCUCUUGGUGUUGUCACUGCUCUAAUUGCUUGGUAUAAUGCCCUGUCUGGUUUGUUGACUAAGCAAUCCUCUUAUUUCACCUUGCCUAUUGGACGCCUCAACUAA
Messenger RNA from Gilbertella persicaria, 660 nucleotides. Its product is annotated as GPR1/FUN34/yaaH family-domain-containing protein. The record is from RefSeq and is a predicted model, not a curated record. Gene Ontology annotation, molecular function: acetate transmembrane transporter activity. Gene Ontology annotation, cellular component: plasma membrane. Lineage: Eukaryota; Fungi; Mucoromycota; Mucoromycetes; Mucorales; Choanephoraceae. Bases 1 to 660 code for a protein of 219 amino acids. The transcript has 2 exons.